Messenger RNA from Marasmius oreades (fairy-ring Marasmius), 875 nucleotides. RefSeq lists its product as uncharacterized. NCBI's taxonomy places the organism in Eukaryota, Fungi, Basidiomycota, Agaricomycetes, Agaricales, Marasmiaceae. The record is from RefSeq and is a predicted model, not a curated record. The transcript has 3 exons. Bases 199 to 774 code for a protein of 191 amino acids.
CCAUCGUCUCCCUCUGUCGACCCCGUCCUUCUACCCGUUUUGUACUAAAUUGCUGUGCCUCGACAGACUCACGUUAAAAAUAAGAGUACACGGGAAAAUUCAAUAUAAACCCUUUAUCAAGUUGGGAACAACAAAAUCAGAUCUUCCCCCCAAAGUUAAUACUGUGAAUCGACUGGAAAGUACACCGUCUAUACGGUGAUGGACCUCAUAUUUUCAUCCCCAUCCCCUUACAACGCUUCUAUCUCUCUUCGGACCGGAGAGUUGGUAUAUGAAAUAUCAAGUAAUGACACUAAACCCGACCCGUUGGGAUUAGGAAUGGGGACGAGACGUACGGUUGUUAAAAAAUUCAGCGUGGAGACCCCGGCGAGCAAGACACCGACAGAGAUUGGGUGCAUUGAAUUGCACACUUUGCACGACGAUCGGUGUGAGGUGUAUGGGAGGGAUGUGAGACCGAAAGACAAGCAGAAAUGGACGUCAUCGAACGGACAAGAGUACUCUUGGAAGUACUUGAGUGAUCAAGUAUUGAACCCACAGCUACUCGACAGAGACCAAAGCACGGUAGCAGCCUACGAACAUUCGGGAUUUAUCAGUGGGAAGCCUCAGAAACUAGCUAGGUUAUCAAUAUCCCCCGGUGCAGGGUACGGAAUCGUAGAUGAGAUUCUCGUCACUUUUCUUUACGCUCAACAAAAGCGUGGUACGACGAGUUACGUGGAUGGUUUUUUAAGCGUGAUUACUGGCGGAUUCGGUGUAAGAGGAUAUAAUUACAGGACAUAAUUACUAGCUAGUAGGGUGAGGCUCGCUGCGAAGGUUUCUUUUUUUGGAGAAAUACGCACCAUGAAAGUAUUUAUAGUUUCACAAUUCAUCCAAGACCAUCC